Vigna radiata var. radiata (mung bean) is the source of this 798-nucleotide messenger RNA. RefSeq names its product 30S ribosomal protein S21, chloroplastic. Gene Ontology annotation, cellular component: ribosome. Gene Ontology annotation, biological process: translation. Gene Ontology annotation, molecular function: structural constituent of ribosome. NCBI's taxonomy places the organism in Eukaryota, Viridiplantae, Streptophyta, Magnoliopsida, Fabales, Fabaceae. The record is from RefSeq and is a predicted model, not a curated record. The transcript has 3 exons. The coding region runs from base 32 to 625 and encodes 197 amino acids.
CUUUUCACGAAAAGCCCAACACAGGAAGGCCAUGGACACCUGUGGGACCCAAAAUCCGAGCCCAGUGCACAUACUUACACUCGGCAAGCUCAACCCAUACCUCUAUUCUGCAAUGGCUGUCCCUACAAUGUUCCACACUUUUGCGCUACCCUGUCACCUUCGCCUUCCCAAAACCUUCUCAUGCGCUUCACCAAUGGCUACAACAGCAACGGCAUCUCCGCUUGCAAUUGGGAGCGAUUGCGGCGUUUCAAUCAAGGGCCUAUUAUACCCUGCACUCUCUUAUACCAACACGCUUUACUUCAAAUCAGCGUACAACGUGCAGAUCGUAGUGGGCGAUGACGAGCCCGAAGAUAGAAUCGUUUAUCGCUUCAAGAAGGAGGUUCUCAAGGCUGGGGUGCUUCAGGAGUGUAGACGUAGAAGGUUCUUCGAGAACAAACACGACAAGAUCAAAAGGAAAGCUCGCCAAGCUUCUAGAAGGAACCGAAAGAGGAAGCCGCGGUCGAGAGCUUUGGCAGAAAAUAAACACGAUUCUGAAAAGAAAAAGGAUGCCGAUGGCGAUGACGAUACUGGUAUUGAUAAUUGGGAACUGCCUGAGGCCUUGUACAGGGAAGGUGACUUUAAAUGAUAAGUCUUGUAUGUAUGAAAACUGAUUACACCUGUUCUUAGUUGGUAUGGACCAUUUUUUCAAACUUUACUAGUACCUAACUUGUUUAGAUACUGAACGUGUUAGUGAAUGAUGAUCAAGACAAAAGUAUGUAUAAAAUGUAAAAUUGAAAAAACCAUCUUCUUUGAUUUUCA